AUGGCAGAACAACGUUUCUCCCCGAAAAAACAACUUUUAAUUCUCGUAAUAGUAACAUUGACGUUUCUUGUUGUGUAUCAUAAGAAAUGGAUAAUGACAUUAAACUUAGACCAAUUGAAUGCUCCGGGUUAUCAAAAGAGCACCAGAGAGCAGCAAAGGUCCAUGGAAGCUCAAGAAACAAAUCAUACAACAGUGGAAAUUGCUCGGAAGGUUGAAAAUCCCACCCAAAAUCCCGAGAUGUAUGUGCGGGAAAAUGUCAAAACUAUCACAUAUGAUUGUCAAAAGGUUAGCCAACAACGAAUGGAAACUGCCAGACAAGCCUGCUUGGCUAACAACAUAACGCCAUCGAAGAAACCAAGGCACAUUGGCUCGCUUAUUGUUUCAAACAAAUACAAAUUUAUGUUUGAGUUGACUCCUAAAGUCUCAUCUACAUGUUGGAAGCAUUUCUUGCAUGAUGUUGUUGAUCCACAAUGUAUGGGAAAUGUGUACGGAGAUGGAAUGUUGAACACUGUCAAAUUAAAUAAGACCAUAGAGGAGUUAGAAGAAUAUAAAAAAACGAUAUUUUUCCGGGAACCCCUGGAACGACUUGUAUCCUACUACUAUUCCAUUGUGCAUUACACGUCGGUGUUUGCAGGUAGGAAUAAAGAGUUCAAUGACCUCAUCAUCAGAAGUGGAAUCCGUAAUCACAGUGUGAUGCACAGCAAGCCUAAGGGAGAUAUUUACAAUAUUACAUUCUCGGAGUUUGCACAGAUGGUUCUUUUUUACAAAGCUAAUUCCAGUAUUUCAAUGUCUGGUCACUACCAAAGAGUGGGGUAUAAAUUAUGCCUUCACGAUUAUGACUUUAUUGGCCACUUUGAGACCCUUGCUGAGGACGCUGAAUGUUUUCUCAAACUAAUCAAUAUCGCUGAUCAUUACAGUUUUCCAGAAAUACAUGUACAGAAGGGCAACGUCAGAUUCAACGAAUCAUUGAAAAGUUUGCCCCGAAACAUCCUCAGAGAUUUAAUCGAAUUUUAUCGAUUGGAUUAUGAAAUUCUUGGGUAUAAAAUUCCAAAAUUUUAA
This is a messenger RNA of Saccoglossus kowalevskii, 1059 nucleotides long. RefSeq names its product carbohydrate sulfotransferase 8-like. Gene Ontology annotation, biological process: carbohydrate biosynthetic process. Gene Ontology annotation, molecular function: sulfotransferase activity. Gene Ontology annotation, cellular component: membrane. The record is from RefSeq and is a predicted model, not a curated record. Lineage: Eukaryota; Metazoa; Hemichordata; Enteropneusta; Harrimaniidae.